Molecule: messenger RNA, 1338 nt
Organism: Daucus carota subsp. sativus
Lineage: Eukaryota; Viridiplantae; Streptophyta; Magnoliopsida; Apiales; Apiaceae
Exons: 1
Coding region: 1-1338 (445 amino acids)
Source: RefSeq, a predicted model, not a curated record
AUGGUCAAAACCCGUACAUCUGAAGAACCUCUUGAACCGUUUGAAGAUAAUCCUGAGAAGCUCUUUCGUAAGAAGAGCGAGACUGAAAAAGAUCAAUUAGACAAGAAAAGUGGAGGGAAGCUCAUUGUAGUCGAUAUGGCUAUGGUACCUACACUUCGUGAUGAUGUUGCUGUUUCGGUUGCUAAUAUUGGCCAUUCAUGUAUGGUCUAUCCCAAUCCUGCUGUGGGGAAAAGCAACAGUUUUGAAAUCAAGCAGAAUUUGCUCAUGAGACUACCUGUCUUCCAUGAUCUUCCAACUGAGGAACCUAAUCAACAUCUCUCUAGGUUCGUGACUAUUGUGGAAAGCAUGGGACCUGACAUGGCAGACCCUCAAAUUCUGAAGAUGAAGGCUUUUCCAUUCUCUCUUGACGGAUCAGCUCUUGACUGGCUAGAAGAAUUGCCAGUGAGUUAUAUCACUUCUUGGGAAAAAUUGGCCCAGGAAUUCUUGCAGAAAUUCUAUCCGGCAACUCGAGUCAUGAACAUGAGAAGCCUAAUAGCUGGAAUUCAUCAAAAUGCCACUGAAACUUAUGCUGAAUAUUAUGCAAGAUUCCAAAAGCUGCAAAAGAGAUGCCCACAACAUGGAUUUUCUAAGGGGAGUCUUCUUCAUUUUUUCUAUCAAGGUCUUCAUGAAGGUGAAAAGAAACUCUUAAAUUCAGCUGCUGGUGGUGCUUAUGUAGAUUUAUCUCAUGAUGCUGCGGAGAAACUAAUUGCUAAGGGAGCUGCUAAUGAACUUCAAUAUGGUAGUCGUGCAAGUUCUGGCACAACUCAGGGAGCUCAAUCUGAUCAAAGGCUCUCAAAUAUUGAGCAAAGUAUCGAAAAACUGAAUGCAUUAUUAUUGAGCGCUAAAACACCGACAGCUCAAGUAUGUGGUAUUUGUUCAACUCCGGGACAUUUUACUGAUGGUUGUCCUACAUUGGUUGAACCUACUUUUGAAGAUGUUAAUGCUGUUGGCUUUGGCAAUCAAGGAGCAAACCAAUUCUCUAAUACAUUCAAUCCAAGAUGGAAGGAUCACCCCAAUUUGAGGUACGGGAACACUAACAAUGUUUUGAAUGGGUUUCAAUUUCAAAACAAUUCUGCACCAUCUGGUUUUCUACAAAGGGGGCAAGUCCCUCAAAGCACGAACAAUGAUAACACUAUUGAGAAAUUACUGUCCAAGUUGGUGGAUGGGCAAACGGAAAUGCAAAAACAAUGCACUACCAAUUCUCAAGACAUUAGAGAGAUGCAGAAGUUGAUUUCUUUUGAAGCAGCUCACGUGAAUUCUGUCCAGUGUGUAUGCAUAAUUCUUCAUGGCUUAUCUUAA